GUUUCUCUAAAAUAAAGUACAUAAAACAACCAAUGGCUAAAUUUGCAAGCAAAAAGGGAUACUUUCCAAGACACAAAAGACAAAAAGAUGCCAACAAUGAAGAAGCGGCAGAGAACGAUGACGUUGUCUCAGUAGACUCAGACUCCCUCGAUGAAGACAUGAGCGAUAGUGAUGAAGAAGAGAAACAACAAAUUGUCAGAUUAAGAGAUCUCAAAGAUUGCAAAAUGGAUGCUUCAACUGGCAUUAACGAGAAGCUACCAAAUGGCAAGAAGAAGUUCAAGAGAGCAGUCAGGAAGAACAGAAAGUUCAAGGAAGAAGUCAACACCAAUAUUGUCUCAGAGAGCUUUGAUGUCAUCCUUGAGGAUGCUCAGCUAGCUGCUGGUGAUCCGGUUUUCUGUCAGAAUUGUCAGAGUGUAUUCAACAAAUACUCCAAAUUAGCUGGUAAACGUGCUGUCUCUGAAAUUUCAAAUGAACAGUCCAAAGAGGAGGAUGCUAAACAAGACACCAAAGAAGAAAUGCCACUUGAAGAAUCGCUUCAGAAACUCUCCAUCCCUGAGGAACCUCAAGAAGAGGAAGAAGACCAAUCCCAAGAUUUAACUGAGUCUGGCACACAAGAAAAGGAAGAAGCCAAAGAUAUCAACGAAGAAGAAAAAGAAGAUUUAAAAUACAAUGAAAAUGAAGAGGAAGAAGAAGAGACUUGGCAAUGCGAGUUUUGUUGUCAUCACAACCAAGUCAUGCUGGAAGAGGAAGAGAUUCCUACAGAAGAGUAUGUACAUUAUGUACUUGGAAUGGAUGAGGAUAAAAUUAAAAAGGGAACUGACUCAAGCUCAGUGAUCUUUUGCUUAGACGUAUCCGGCUCAAUGUGCGUCACUACUCCUGUUAAAGGUAAACUCAAAAUCAAGGGUGACAAGCUCAAAGAACUCCAGGAACUCAUGAAGUUUUCCGAUGGAUCAGAUCAAUUCUACAGUGAAAGCAGAAACUCAACCUACAUCUCAAGGCUGCAGUGAGUCCAGGCUGCUAUCGAAGCCCAAAUCAUCGAAAUGGCUGACAAGUCUCCAGAACUCAAAGUGGGAUUGGUCUCUUUCUCAGAUGAAGUGACUGUUCAUGGUGAUUGCAGCGAACAGCCCCAGACCAUUGCAGGAGACAAACUCAGUGACUACGAAUUCUUAGCUCAGAAUGGAGUUGAAGCCACCGAGACCCACUUGCAAAAAUCUAUUACUGAAGUUAGCGAAAAGCUCACUGAGAAGCUAUACGAACUCGAAGAGUCAGGCCCAACUGCGCUGGGACCAGCUUUACUAACAUCAGUGGCCAUGGCUGCGCAAGGCUCUGCUGGAAGCAGUGUAGUUCUUUGCACAGACGGGCUCUCAAAUGUUGGACUCGGCUCUAUCGAAGGCAAGCUACAGCAAGAAGCCCUUGAAUUUUACACAAAAGUAGCCGACUUGGCUCAUGAGAAUGGAGUCACCGUCAACAUCAUCAGCAUCGCUGGAGAAGAGUGUGACCUCGAGACUCUAAGAUGCAUCCCUGAAAAGACAGGAGGCGAUAUCCAAAGAGUAGAAGCUGAUAAACUAACUGAGAACUUUGCAAACAUAUUGGCAUCACCCAUAAUUGCAACUGAUGUGAAGAUGAAAGUCAUUUUGCAUAAAGGACUUGAAUUUAAAAACGAGGAUGAGAGCCAAUUAAACCACACUAAGAAUAUCUUCACAAAAUCAUAUGGAAACGUAACGGCUGAAUCUGAAAUAACUUUUGAAUACAAGAUUAAGAGCAAAGAGGAGUUGAAGAACUCGUCAGAUUUUGACUUUGAAGAAUUGACACAUCUCCCGUUCCAGACUCAGAUAUUUUAUACCAAACUAGACGGCAUGAAAUGUAUCAGAGUAAACUCCCAUGUCCAAGAGAUCAGCUCCAACAAGGAAGAAGUAGAAGCUGAAGUUGAUGCAGAGAUGGUCGGAAUUAACAUAGUCCAGCAAGCUGCUAAGCUUGCUGGAAAAGGAGACUUCAGACAUGCCCAAGCAUACAUGAAAUGCAAUGCUAAAUACUGGGGGAAGAAUGCUACGAAUUCCACUGCCUCCAAAGAAGUGAAGAGCCAUCUCCACAAAAUUAAGGGUGUCUAUGGAAUGCUCCAAGACCAGAAUGAUAAAGAAGAGCUACAAAAGCUAGAAGACCAAGAAGAAGUGAAAGAAAUAAGCAUGAUGAACGAAUUAGAAUCUUCUCCUCGGAUCAUGGAAAAAUUUGAUGAAGAAGAAACUAGUCUCUCUAAAGAUAUUACUAACGAAAGAGAGGAUUCUGAUGAAGACUUUUGUGAUGGGAAAGAUGAAAAAGAAGAAAUAGGAGGUAAAGGUUACAAAUCUAAAUUGAAUGACGAGAUAACAUCAAAGUUUCACAACAUGAACAAGUACUCAAGAAAGAGAAAGAUGAUCUAG
Molecule: messenger RNA, 2417 nt
Organism: Moneuplotes crassus
Lineage: Eukaryota; Ciliophora; Spirotrichea; Euplotida; Euplotidae
Source: the annotation of a GenBank genome assembly